Camellia sinensis is the source of this 1122-nucleotide messenger RNA. NCBI's taxonomy places the organism in Eukaryota, Viridiplantae, Streptophyta, Magnoliopsida, Ericales, Theaceae. The record is from RefSeq and is a predicted model, not a curated record.
AUGGAUGCUGGUCCCAAUCAACGUCGGUUAGUAACAGCUCUGAACAGAAGACUCCGUGAAUUAGAGAAUGUUGGACGUGGACGUGAACGUGGGCAUGCUCAAGUGCAUGAUGAUGGCAUGCACAUUGCCAUGGAUGAUGAUCCUAUACAUGAUGCACCAGUUAUGGAUGAUGACCCUACUAGUGAUGAUGCUGACAUUGUUGAUGAAGAUAUCCUUACUCAGCCAUUUCCAGGAGAGCUAACUGAUCCAUCAAUCCUUAAAAGUUUUAAAAGUCAUGUUGCUACAGUUAUUUGGAAUGGUGCUGAUGAAAGGGAGGCCUUGAAGUGUCAUAGUCACUCGUCUAAGAUUCUGUCUAGUUUUGUUGAGAGAUGGCAACUGGAGACAAACACCUUCUAUUUGACUGUUGAAGAGAUAACUAUCACAUUAGACGAUGUUGCCACUAUCCUAGGGCUUCCCAUUGUAGACAAAUCUAUUAGUGUUCUUAAGUUGUCAGAAAGGCAAGCCAUUGCAUUAGUAGUUAAUACAUUGGAAAUUGAUGAGCAAAAGGUCAGACAUGAGAUGUCUAGUGUUGGUAGAGCAUACUUGCUAUUUUUGUUGGGUUGUACACUUUUCAAUGACAAGACUGGUAUUAGGGUCCCUGUUGUUUAUUUGAGUUUGUUGUCCGAUUUGACGACUGUAUCUUCAUAUGCUUGGAGUGCUGCUGCAUUGGCAUACUUAUAUAGACAAAUGGGGUACGCUAGCAGGUCUGGCAUGAAACAAAUAGCCGAUUACAUGACACUCCUUGAGGGAUGGAUUUAUGAACACUUUCGCGGAUUCCGACCACACUUGAAUAUGAAUUACACUCGCGACAUGCCACAUGUUUAUUGUUGGACUUCUCGGAGAGAGUCUAGUGAAGAAACACAGUUGCAGGCUUUUCGACAGGAGCUUGAUAGGUUAGGUGUACAUGAUGUUAUUUGGGACCCAUACCAGAAUUGCAGAGAUGUCCAUCCAUGUCACCUAGUUACAUUCUACUACGGUUGUUUAAAGUGUUUGGAAGUAGUUGAACCAUAUCACCCUGAUAGAGUUUUAAGACAGUUUGGUAGAGUGCAGACAAUUCUUAAUCCGCUACUUGGCCUUAUGUGA